AUGUCGCUCGUGGGGCGCUGGAAGACGCGGGGUGGGGGGAAGGUACCGACCCGGGACCGGAGCAGAGGGCAGCCGGACGCCCCCGCCCCCCGGGAGGCGGCUGUCGACGGCCGCCGCCGCCGCCUGAGCUCCACCCGCCCCCUCGGGCCGCGACGGGGGGCGGGGCCCGCCCUCCCAGGCCAGGCCAUGGACGCCGUGAACCUCGCCUGCUGCCUGUUGGCGGCGCUGCUCUACUACAACACGCUGGACGCCGGCUUCGUCUACGACGACAGCCGCGCCAUCCUGACGAACCAGGACGUGCUGCAGUCGACGCCGCUGUCCCGGCUGCUGGCCGACGACUUCUGGGGCACGCCGCUGGCCCACGGCGGCUCGCACGGCUCCUACCGCCCGCUGUGCGUGCUGACCUUCAGGCUGAACCACCUGCUGGGCGGCUUCCAGCCCUUCGGCUACCACCUGGCCAACGUGUGCCUGCACUGCCUGGCCACGGCGCUGGUGGUGAAGGUGGCGCGCGCGCUCUUCCCCCCGCAGGCGCGCGUCGGCGUCGCCGCCGCCGGGCUCACCUUCGCCGCGCACCCGGUGCACUCGGAGGCCGUGGCGGGCGUGGUGGGGCGCGCCGACCUGGCCGCCUGCGUGCUCUACCUCGCCAGCUUCCUCUGCUACGUGGCGCACGCGCGGGCGCGCGACCUGCGCCUCGCCGCGGCGGGGGCGGGGGGCUGCUGCCGGCGGCGGCCGCGCGCCGGGGCCGAGCUGCUGGCGGCGGCGGGCUGCGUGGCCGCCGCCGCGGGGGCGGUGCUCGCCAAGGAGACGGGCCUCACGGCGCUGGGCGUGUGCGCCUGCUACGACCUGCUGCUGCACUACGGCCGCUGGAGGAGCCGCUCCCCGCGCGAGCUGCUGGCCAAGAGGCGGCCGCGGCAGGUGCUCGCCAGCUUGCUGAUGCUGGGACUCGCGCUGGCCGCACUGCUGGCGGCGCGCAUGCGCCUGAUGGGCGCCCACUACCCGGUGUUCGCGACCGCCGACAACCCGACCGCGCGCUGCUCCUCCGCCCUCACGCGCCUGCUCACCUUCUGCUACCUGCCCGCCUUCAACUUCGCGCUCCUGCUCUGCCCGCGCUGGCUCAGCUUCGACUGGGGCAUGGACGCCAUCCCGCGCGUCACCUCGCUCUCCGACCCGCGCAACCUCGCCACGCUGCUCUUCUACGGCUGCCUGUACCGCGCCGCGCGCUCCUCGGCGUCCCGCCUGGGCGUCCCGGCGCCGGGCCGGCUGCCCGACGCCGCCGCCGCCAGGAGCCAGCGCGCAGGCAAGCACCGCCGCCACCCGCCGCGCCGCAAGGACCGGCCGCCGCCCCCGGGAGCCGUCGGCGACGCCACCACCUGCCCCGUGUGCAAGCACAACCUCGCCAACAACCACCACUCGCUGCUGUGCCGCAACACCAACAACAACAACAACAUCCCGGCGGCGGAGGAGCCGGGGGCGGUGGCGCAGUGCGCGUGCCGACCACGCGACCGCCGGCACGGUCGGCCCGCCGCCGCCCCCGGGGGCGGCCGCCACCUCGGCCGCGCCGAGCUGGUGCUGCUGUCCCUGGCCUUCCUCACGAUCCCCUUCCUGCCGGCCACGAACCUCUUCUUCUACGUGGGCUUCGUCGUGGCCGAGCGCGUGCUGUACAUCCCCAGCGUGGGCUACUGCCUGCUGGUCGGCGUGGGCUGCCACGCCAUCCACGAGCGCACCAACAGGCGGCUGGUUCUGGUGUGCCUCGUGCUGCUGCUGGUGAACUUUGGUGUGAGGACCUUGCUGCGGAACCGAGACUGGCACGACGAGGAGCGCCUCUACCGGUCCGGGAUACACAUCAACCCGCCGAAAGCGUACGGCAACCUGGGCUCGGUGCUCAGCUCGCAGGGCCGCACCUCCGAGGCAGAGCGCGCCUUCAGGAUGGCGCUGCGGCACCGCGGCAACAUGGCGGACGUCCACUACAACCUUGGCGUCAUUCAACAGGGUAAAUUCUUUCACGUCACUUCAUUAUUCGUCCAAUAA
Messenger RNA from Bacillus rossius redtenbacheri, 2028 nucleotides. Its product is annotated as protein O-mannosyl-transferase TMTC2-like. Gene Ontology annotation, molecular function: protein binding; mannosyltransferase activity. NCBI's taxonomy places the organism in Eukaryota, Metazoa, Arthropoda, Insecta, Phasmatodea, Bacillidae. Gene Ontology annotation, cellular component: endoplasmic reticulum membrane. Gene Ontology annotation, biological process: protein O-linked glycosylation via mannose. The coding region runs from base 1 to 2028 and encodes 675 amino acids. The record is from RefSeq and is a predicted model, not a curated record. The transcript is spliced from 6 exons.